AUGAUCUCGCCAAACAUGAUUCCCUGCCCCUUGAGUUGCUGUAUCAACCCCGGGGAGAAGCAGAACCCCAACCCCGUUUUCAAACAGCAGUACGUGACGGAAGCAGGCCAGAUAAAGAUGAAGAUGCCGAUAUCACCCAUGCAUUACAUCACCCGGGCAAGCUACCUCGCGCACGACGACCGAGUCCCGCUGAGGUUCGACCCUGGCUACGCCUACUACAACGAGAGGCUGCGUCAGAACUCGAGGCCCGUGGACACCGAGUACAAGAGCGACAUCGGACGGAGGAUAGCGACGCCGCCAGUCUCAUUCGUGGCCCAUCCCAGAAAGAUCCCGUCCGGCCAACUGAUAGACCGCAGUCACUCUAACCUCGGAGGCAUAGGCUACACUCUGAGGACCAUCGACGCGAGGCUGUCUAGGAUUGAGCUGAUCUGCAGGAACAACGAGGAGGAGAUAAGGGACAUCAUCCAAAUUUUAAAGCCAAGGCCUGAGGUCGACUCAAACGUGGACAUGAUCAACGUCAACUCCAGGGACUCCCAGGUGAUUCAAACGAGAGAAAUGGACGCCAAGGAGUUUGAGCAGUUUAUGAAGAACCACGAGUCAGUGGGCUACAACUUUGCAAAGUAUAACUUGAAGUACGGAAACUCAAACGACAAGGUCGGCGCCUCUCCGGUGCUCCAAGCCGAGCAGGCUGCAUUCAACUCCGGACUAAACCUCUCGCCCGAAUUCGCGUCCAAAGAGGAGGACAAGAUGUUCGACGUCUCCGAGGACCUCAAAACCUCCAAUGACAUUCUUGAGAACUACAUCAGGAGCAUGAGGUUUGAGGGCGUGGCCGACGCUGAAAACAAGCUGGACGUCCUCUCGUCCGACUACGCAUUUUUAAGUGUUCGCAACAACGCCACGGAGGAGACUGAGGCCGCCAAGGCCCAGGAGCAGUCCGCGGUGUCCAACAUUGAGAGCGUCGAGGCCAAAUUUAAGAAGCUCCUCGUGAUCUCGGACUCAAGGUCCUCCGAGCAGGCUUCUCAGGAGGCAGCCGACAAUUCGAGCGGGUCUCUUUCCCUCCUCGACGGUCUCAAGGCCUCCAAGUCCGCCUCCCUUUUGAUGAGGGCUCUCGCCAGCUCAGGCGCCUUUGCUCAGCCCUCCAGGUCUGCAGACUUAAAACUGCCCCGCAAGACCCCCGAAUCAUCCCAUUCCGAUCUCUUCAACAACCCUCUAAUUAAGCUCACUGAUAACGACAUCAUCAGUUUGUUGAAGGGCAUUGACAUUCCCAGCAAGAUCAAGGAGGCUAACUUGACUGCGGAGGAGCUCCUCUUCCUGCAGGGCCUUAGCAGGUCUUCCGACGACCUCGUCGUCGACAAGACCGUUAAGGAGUCCUCCAGCAUUGACGACAGGAACGACUCUUGCGGCGACGACUUCAAAUGCGACAUUCUUCUUCCCACCAGGGGCGACUUCGCUCCUCUCCUGAGGGACGACUCCAUCCACGCGCUCAACUCGAAAUCAUUGGAAUAA
This is a messenger RNA of Theileria orientalis strain Shintoku, 1506 nucleotides long. RefSeq lists its product as hypothetical. The transcript has 2 exons. Lineage: Eukaryota; Apicomplexa; Aconoidasida; Piroplasmida; Theileriidae. The coding region runs from base 1 to 1506 and encodes 501 amino acids. The record is from RefSeq and is a predicted model, not a curated record.